Cooperia oncophora is the source of this 510-nucleotide messenger RNA. NCBI's taxonomy places the organism in Eukaryota, Metazoa, Nematoda, Chromadorea, Rhabditida, Trichostrongylidae. The record is from the annotation of a GenBank genome assembly.
AUGAUUUUUCAGCUGCGGGAUGUGGACGGAACCAAAGGCGAUACGUGUGUGGAACUGCAUGUGAACCAACGUGCGCUAUACCAAAUCCAGUGUUUAGUGAACAAUUUCGAGAUGAUUCAGACAUGUACCAGGCAAUGCGUCCCAAAUGUCUGUCAAUGUGAUACUGGCUAUAUCCGCUAUACUGGAGCCUGUAUUCCGAAAUACGCCUGCCCGAAUCCUCGCCCGAUCAUUGUCGUACCACCACCUCCUCCAGGACGAUUUCUUAGCUACUACAGACCUCCAUAUCGGCCGUACUACGGUCAAGUUUUUUAUUAUCGAACAUGUCCUGCUUACCAGUACUAUGUGCAGUGCGUUCCAUGUGAACCCGUCUGUAACAGUCAAUAUUACCUCUGUUACCCGUACUGCGUCGAUGGAUGUACCUGCUACCCCGGUUACGUCAGGGAUAUGGUAACGAACAACUGCGUAUACAGUUACUACUGCCCGACCAUCUACCGAGGCAAUGGCCGCUAA